AUGUCGCCGGGUGUGUCGCGAUGCUAUGAAUUACAGCCCGAUCCAUAUGAUUACACACAAAGGAGAGCGAUCAGAAUUUGCCUCUUUGUCGAUGUCGAGAACGCGAGUGAGUUGAGGGGAAAGCUGAGGACCGGUGAGAUUGAUGCGGCUCUUGUCAGAGCUGAACUGAUCAUUGAACCAUUUCUUUUCCUUGCCGCUGCCAAUAAAGCUGUUUAUCAAUAUGCCCAUAAUCGGAUGUCGACGAGGAGUUUAGCUGCCGAAUUGAUAUACAGUUUGUCGCCAAGCAGAAAUAUCUCCGACUCAUUGAACACUUUUGGUGUCGCUGAGAACAGUCGAACGAUUCUCGCGGCCGUUUACGAUGAUGAGAAAGGGUCAAAGAUGAAAAAGCUCGCCAAGCAGAUCAAGGGUCGUGCUGUGCCGUUGGACUAUUUGAAAGAGAUCUCGAACUUCAAAUUGAUACGAAGGGCUUACAAGAUUUAUGAUCCGUCAAUCACCCUUGAUAACAUCGACGAGGAAAUUUUAACACGAAUGAUCACAAAAGAAUGUAUUUCU
Molecule: messenger RNA, 552 nt
Organism: Mesorhabditis belari
Lineage: Eukaryota; Metazoa; Nematoda; Chromadorea; Rhabditida; Rhabditidae
Source: the annotation of a GenBank genome assembly